Molecule: messenger RNA, 2375 nt
Organism: Odocoileus virginianus texanus
Lineage: Eukaryota; Metazoa; Chordata; Mammalia; Artiodactyla; Cervidae
Gene: BFSP1
Product: beaded filament structural protein 1
Biological process (GO): lens fiber cell development
Cellular component (GO): intermediate filament; cytoplasm
Molecular function (GO): structural constituent of eye lens
Source: RefSeq, a predicted model, not a curated record
AUGUUCAGGCGCAGCUACGUCUUCCAGACCCGCAAGGAGCAGUACGAGCGCGCCGAGGAGGCGCAGCGCGCCGCAGAGCCGGACCGCCUGGCGGAGAGCCGGGCGGCCGCGCCGAACCUGGCGGCGCUGCAGGGGCUCGGCGAGCGCGUGGCCGCUCACGUCCAGCGGGCCCGGGCGCUCGAGCAGCGCCAUGCCGUCCUCCGGAGGCAGCUGGACGCCUUCCAGCGCCUGGACGAGCUGGCCGGCCCCGAGGAUGCCCUGGCCCGCCACGUCGAGGGCAACCGCCAGCGCGCCCGGGACCUGGCCGCCGAGCGCACCCGGCUGGAGCGCCAGGGCGCAGAGGCGCAGCGCGCGCUCGACGAGUUCCGGAGCAAGUAUGAAAAUGAGUGUGAGUGUCAACUGCUGCUGAAGGAGAUGCUGGAACGACUCAACAAGGAGGCAGACGAAGCCCUGCUACGUAACCUGCGUCUUCAGAUUGAAGCCCAGUUUCUGCAGGAUGACAUCAGUGCGGCCAAGGACAGGUACAAAAAGAAUCUUCUGGAGAUUCAGACCUAUGUCACCAUCCUGCAGCAGAUCAUCCAGACCACCCCGCAGGCCGCCGCCAUAACGAGUGGGAUGCGGGAGGAGAAGCUCCUGACAGAACGGGAAGCCGCUGCCCUGCAGUGCCAGCUGGAGGACGGCCGGGAGAUGCUCUGCCUCCUACAGGCCCAGAGAACCGAGCUGCAGGCCCAGACCGCGGCCCUGGAACAAGCCAUCAGAGACGCCCACGAGUGUUAUGAUGACGAGAUUCAGCUCUACAACGAGCAGAUCGACACCCUGCGGAAGGAGAUUGAAGAGGCGGAAAGGAGCCUGGAGAGGUCAUCCUAUGACUGCCGGCAGCUGGUGGUCGCCCAGCAGACCCUGAGGAAUGAGUUGGACCGGUAUCAUCGCAUCAUCGAGAAUGAAGGCAACAGGCUGAGCUCUGCCUUCAUUGAGACUCCAAUCACCCUGUACACUGCGAGCCAUGGGGCCUCCUUCAGCCCUCGGCAUGGUGGGAAAGAUCUCACCAGGGCUGUGCAGGAUAUAACUGCAGCGAAACCAAGACUCAAAGGCCUCCCCAAGAACCUUCCAAGGAAAAAGGAGAUGGUCGCGAAAGACAGAGCAGAUGAAAUUCUGGAAGAGACACUGCUGAGAGGUCCAGAGGACAUGAAACUGGGGCAGGAGGUACUCAAAGAAGAGGGCGAGUCUAAACUUGAACCGGGGGAUGGAGAAGCAAGUCCCCCAACCCAGGACGGGGCUCCGGAGGAUGUCCCAGAUGGAGGCAAGAUAAGCAAAGCCUUUGAGAAGCUAGGCAAGAUGAUCAAGGAGAAGGUGAAAGGCCCCAGAGAACCCGAGCCCCCCGCUGACCUGUACACCAAAGGGCGGUACGUGAUGGUCUCUGGAGAUGCCAGUUUCAUGGAUCCUGGCUUCUGUGUCUUCUCUGUCCCAGCCAAAGGGGGCGUGGUGGUUUCUAAGGGGGAAGACUCUGUGCGUCCUGACAGCAGCGUGGAACCCUCUCCCCAGCAGCCUGAGCCCCCUCUGGAGGAUGGACAGGGGCCUCCCCAGGGGAAAGAAGAUGGUCUGAAGGAUGAAGGGGGGCCCCCUGAGGGGAAAGAAGAUGGUCUGAAGGAUGAAGGGGGGUCCCCUGAGGGGAAAGAAGAUGGUCUGAAGGAUGAAGGGGGGCCCCCUGAGGGGAAAGAAGACGGUCUGAAGGAUGAAGGGGGGCCCCCUGAGGGGAAAGAAGAUGGUCUGAAGGAGGAAGGGGGGGCCCCUGAAGGGAAAGAAGAUGGACGCCCUCCCACCCCGCACCCUGCAGACAAAGGGGAUGAGAAAAACGCCAAAGAACUGAAGGGCCUCCAGGGGAAACAGGAUGGCCAGAAGGAGGAGGAGGGGGCCAGAGGGCCCUAUCCCAUGGUGGCACCUAGUCCAGAGGGGCCGCCUACACCCCGGUCUCAAGGGCCUCAGGUCACUCUGGGUGGGUCCGAAGGGCAUGGGGCUCAGAGCAGCAGCCGGCCGGCGAGAAGCCCUCCCAGGAAGCUGGCCUACGAGAAGGUGGAGGUGAUGGAAUCCAUAGAGAAGUUUUCCACUGAGAGCAUCCAGACGUACGAAGAGACUGCUGUCAUUGUGGAGACCAUGAUUGAAAAGACGAAGGCAAACAAGAAGAAACUGGGAGAGAAGGGAUCCUCCAGUGCCUGAGCUAACCAGGAGGAGGUGUCUCUGGGCCCCUGAGGACAUGUGCUUGGAUGUUUUAGAACAGAGGCUACAAGGGUGAGGAUACAAGGUUCUUUGGAUUAGACCAUGGUUGGCUCAUCUGGCUUACUGAUGAAGCCUUAAUUAAAAUGUUUUCUUUGCUUGCA